AUGGAAUAUGAGGACGUUUUAACUAAUCAACCUGUUGUCAUCGACAAUGGGUCAGGUGUCAUUAAAGCCGGUCUACCCACUAAUAUUUUUUGGGAUAAAAAAAAAAAUAGCGUUGGACGACCUAAACACGUUCGUAUCAUGGCCGGUGCGGUUGAAGGUGAUCUCUUUAUUGGGC
Molecule: messenger RNA, 175 nt
Organism: Funneliformis mosseae
Lineage: Eukaryota; Fungi; Glomeromycota; Glomeromycetes; Glomerales; Glomeraceae
Source: the annotation of a GenBank genome assembly